Messenger RNA from Colletotrichum acutatum, 914 nucleotides. RefSeq lists its product as uncharacterized. The record is from RefSeq and is a predicted model, not a curated record. The transcript has a single exon. Bases 165 to 662 code for a protein of 165 amino acids. Lineage: Eukaryota; Fungi; Ascomycota; Sordariomycetes; Glomerellales; Glomerellaceae.
UCUCGUAUGAAGGCCAUUGAAGAGGAACAAUUAUAACCACCACAUCACACUUCACAUCUUCUCAGAGAACAGACCUCUUACGAUCCAACGGCGCCAAAACCACACCAAUCUUUGGCAUCGAGACACUGUCACAUCUUUAUACGACGUUACCAAAGCCGACCAUCAUGUAUUCCUCCGUCCAUGCCAUCUUCUUCGGAAUCUUGGGCAUCUCAACAUCUGUGUACGCCGAGCACCUUCGAGUCGUCUGGUCAUCUGGCGCCUUCGGUGCUAUUGGUGGCCCCAGCGGAUCUGGCACCAAUGGCGGCUACACCGGCUUUGCCAUUCUCAACGACGCCGGCGAGGCUGUCUACGAUCAGUCUUACCCCAACGACCACUCUCCCUGUUACAACACUGGUGACGGCCGCACAUUCACCAUCGAAGGCGACUGCUGGGACACCGGACGAGUCUUCCACUGCAAGUCAGACUUUGGGGGCGCGCCCAAGACGUGUGAGGUGAAGGACAGCAACGGCAACGUCCUUGGUAGCGGCACGCAGCAAAAGGAUACCGAGUUCAUUGGCAUCGCUAUUGGUAUUGAUGCUACCUGUGUGGUGGAAUUUGACUCUGAUGGAGCUGGCUGCCCUGUAGAUGACGGCCACGGUCCCCUUCAUGUCACCUCGGGCUGAGGGUUAGCCCGACUGGCCGAUAGGAGCUACAUGUAGUCAGGACAAUGUAGACUACAGUAGAGAAGUGUGUGUAGCAGGUAGGGAGCUCGAAAGGAUACCAACUAUGCCGCACUAUGGACAGAGACCACCUAGAAAUAAGGGGGCCUUCGAAAUUAAGACCUCAGCUUUGUUCGUAUAAGAAAUUGUUCCAUCAUGACGCCGAGUGCUGCUAGAUGUGGAGCACAUGCUCAAAAGCUUUAGCAGCCAAACAUC